Molecule: messenger RNA, 4297 nt
Organism: Otolemur garnettii (small-eared galago)
Lineage: Eukaryota; Metazoa; Chordata; Mammalia; Primates; Galagidae
Gene: LYSMD3
Product: LysM domain containing 3
Exons: 3
Coding region: 166-1089 (307 amino acids)
Biological process (GO): Golgi organization
Cellular component (GO): Golgi apparatus
Source: RefSeq, a predicted model, not a curated record
GAAGGCGAAGACGUUGGCGGCGGCGUUGGCUGCGGUGGAGGUGGACGAGGUCAACCGAAAACGGAGGCUCGGCUAUGAACUUGCCGGGGACAUCAGUAGUGGCGGCAGAUCUGGUAGCUGUCUCCUUGCUACGGGCCCCCUGUUAACGGGACAGGCUUUAACAUUAUGGCAGGAAGACAUCAGAAUCAUAGUUUUCCUCUUCCAGGAGUUCAGUCCAGUGGUCAAAUACAUGCAUUUGGAAAUUGUAUAGACAGUGAUACCUUGGAAGAGGAUGCUGAAGUGUAUGAGCUUCGAUCCAGAGGAAGAGAGAAAGUCCGAAGAAGUACAUCAAGAGAUAGACUUGAUGACAUUAUUGUAUUGACAAAAGAUAUACAAGAAGGAGAUACUUUAAAUGCAAUAGCCCUUCAGUACUGUUGUACGGUAGCAGAUAUCAAGAGAGUUAACAAUCUCAUCAGCGAUCAAGACUUUUUUGCUCUUAGAUCUAUCAAAAUUCCAGUAAAAAAGUUUAGUUCCUUGACUGAAACACUUUGUCCUCCAAAAGGAAGACAGGCUUCACGUCAUUCAUCUCUUCUGUACUCUCCAGAACAACAGGAAAUUUUGCCAGCUAAUGAUUCCUUUUCUUCCAGUGAGUCAGCUGGUAGCUUUUUAAAAGAAGUAGACCGAGACAUAGAACAAAUAGUAAAGUGCACAGACAACAAGAGAGAGAACCUUAACGAGGUGGUGUCUGCCUUGACAGCACAGCAAGUACGUUUCGAACCCGAUAACAAAAACACUCCACAGCGUAAGGACCCCUACUAUGGAGCAGACUGGGGAAUAGGGUGGUGGGCAGCUGUGGUGAUAAUGCUGAUAGUGGGUAUAAUAACACCUGUAUUUUACUUGCUGUAUUAUGAAAUUUUAGCUAGAGUGGAUGUUAGUCACCAUUCAACAGUGGACUCUUCACAUUUAUAUUCAGGAAUCACACCCCCAUCCCAGCAGAGAGAAGUGGAAAAUGGAAUCGCUCCAACUAAAGGAAUACGCUUUAGCCAACAAGAGGAUCAUAAACUCUACCGUCAAGAUUCUCAGCCACCUCCUGCUCAACACAAAACAUAGCAAUGAGCUCCUGAUCACAGUGUUCGUGGUCGCCUGUGUGUAUCUGCAUUGUGGUAAAUCACUUGUAUUCGGUAACUGCUGCAAAGGCAGAAUUUAGGGAGACUGAAGAUGCUUUUCACACCUUUAAAAUUUUUUCUGAGCCAUUUACAAGUGUAUUGGGUAUAAAAAUCUCUAUUUUCUGGUUGGUAUUAAGAGCAGUCAUUUCAUAAGUGUGGCUUAUCAAUGCUUAAAGCAGAAAUGAAUUUAAAUGUGUGUUUAGGAAGUUCUUGGAAGACGUAUCAUUUUUUUUUAAGACUAGUUACAUUGAAAUUUAUUUUUUAAAGAUUUUAGUUUAAGGUUAUUAAGAUUAAAUUUAUGAAGCAGAAUACUAACAUCAGAUGUCUGCAACUGAAUAAAAUUUACGGUGAACCACCAAAAUACUUAGUUGCAAAAAAGUUUGAUUCUAAAAUUACUUAUGAUAGCACAUACUUAACCCACUGUUUUGAAAUUGUUAGCAUGUGCUAUGAAAGGACAUGUAAAAACAGAAAUUGAAACAUAAUAGAUAAAUUCUGAAAUAGAGGCUCAGAAAUAGAUUGAUUUUAAGUCCCCCAAAUAAUGUGUUGUGGGAAGGUGCUAUCUGGUCAUGAGAACACUGGAACAGGUCAAGAUCUAAAGGUAGUUUUUGUGUCUUAAAGAAAGCUUUAAGAUAGACCUUUUUUUAAACCUCACUUCUGCUUCCGUUUUUAAAGUGAUUAUAUUUGCCUCUGAUAUUUGAAAGCACUUUUAUAGUUUGAUAAAAAGUGUUAUACAGAUUAGCAUUAUUUAGGAAAUAAUUCCUUAAAUACUGUGAUAAAUCCUUGCUGUGUUACAUAUAGUAACAGCCUUAACUACAUUUAAUGCCUUAUAAUAUUACUUCUUGUAAGUAAAUAUAAGUUUUAAAGUUAAGCACUAUUUCAGAUGGUCCAGUUAGACUCAUCACAGUCUGUAUCACUUCGUCUCCACCUUCACUAUCAAGCACAAGUUUUAAUUGGGCCAAAACCAAAUCUUUAUUGUCUGCCUCUGAGGUCUGUAGAAGAAAAUGGUUCGUGAAGCAAAAAUAAGAGAAGCUUUUUGCAUUAGCAGUACCAGACAAAUUGCUUUAUUUAUUGAUGCCUUCACCUGUUUUUUCAAAGAGGACUAUUCCAACUUAGACGUUUUUUUUUCCUGUUGUAGCAUCAAAUUGGGGAAACAGAGGCCAAAGGAGGUGUGGAUUGUUUGCAAGGGCUCGAUAGUGCCACUUUUUAAGAUCUGUUAAGUCAGCCAGAGUCUGGCUAAAUAAGCAUUUCCAUACUCAUUCCAUCGUUUAAUUUUUAAAAGUAUGUGUUUUUAAAAUGUAACCAAAACGAUUAAAUAGAAAUGAGAUUUGGUGGAGUCUGGAUGUUUUGUACAUAAUAAAGUAUAUACUUUAAGAUAUAUAAUACCACCUUAUUUUCUGGGCAUUAUUUCUUAAUUUUUAAUGUUUCAGCCUUUUAAAUCAGUCAUGUUAUAUUUCAAAUUCCAAUCUUGAUACAAAAUUGUAUGAAUAAAUAAAUAUUUUUGGUAAGUGGAGUUUUAUGUACUUUCUGGAGAAAAGCAUCAUCAAAAGCUACAAUAAGAAGUUAAACAUUAAAGUCCUUGCACAUUUGAGAGAACCGUGGACAAUUAUCAGAAAGUGUUAAUAGAAGUUGCAAAUUGAUUCUUUUAGUAAAUUUCUUAAACAUUUUAAAUUUGUUCUAAUGGGCCUUAGGCAUCUUGAAAAGAGCAAUGUGAUAAAAUUUAUACUUAGUGUCAACUGGUCACUUUAUAUCAUAUAUAUUAAGCCUACUAAAAAAUCAAGUUUUAAGGAAGAAAUUGCAGAUUUUACUUUUGGGUAGAGCAGGCUGGGUAUCCAAAGAACUUUGCUUACAUCAAAUUGAUGAAAUUACAGUCAGUUACUCAUUUUUGCUAGUUGUGAAAUGGUGGUGGAGGUGUCUGAUUUCCAAAAUGUGUAGCUUAAUUUUAAAGUAAUGAGGCAUACUGUAUAACUGGUUAAAAAACAUUUUGAUAAUGCAUAGAGUAUCCUUUUUGAAGGAAAAAUAACAUGACACAAUCAGGCAAUUUCCUUUUUCUGUUUGAAUUACCUACUUUUGAAUUAAUUGGAUAUAAUGAGUUAUAUAUAAUUCUGUUAUAUAUAAUUAUAAAAUGUUUUAUAUAGAAUUACAGAUUCUAAUUGUUGAAAAGAAUUUCCUAAGCAUUGAAUACAUUCAGAAUAAUUUUAACUUUUAAAAAAGUACUAAUACAUGUAUUCAUUGUUUAUAGCAGAUUCAAAUAACUUUGCAUAACAAAAUAACAAACAGUUAUUGUUUGACAUUUUGUGUUGAAAUUCUUAUUUGAACUUACUUUGAGGCUUUACAUUUGUGUGUGUGCGUAUGCAUGUAUGCAAAUGUAAAAGUAAUUGAGAACCACUGCAUUGGUUCUCUUAAAAAUUUAGAGUUGCAACUGAAGAAAAAUCUGGUGUAUUUAAGGCAGAUUUUUCUUCUUUGAGUCUUGAGUAAGCAUGAUUAACUAAUGGAUGCCAUUUAAAUAUGCUGUCUCCUAUAAAAAUCAACAAAUUCAUGUCUUCAAAAGACAAGUUAAGAUGGGUUAGAGUCUGCUGUCCACAUUAAGAAUUAGACAAAGACUGCAAUAUUAUCUCCAAAGGACUUUUUACUACUUUUUCUGGACUUAAUCUGCUUGUUCAGUGGUCUGAAGAGUUCUUUAUAUGAACCACUACUUAGUAAUUAUAAGUAUUAUUAUAAUAGUAAUAGUUAUGUAUAAUACUAUUUCUAAAAUAAUUUAGUUGGAAACAUGAAGGAUACAGUUUGUUUUAGAAAUAUAAUGAAGCAAGGAUCUAAUCAAAGUGUUACCAGGUAAAGUGGAAUUUUUAGAAGUCUUUAUUUAAAUGAUACAUUGUAAUGGGAUUCAUUCUCAUUUUGGAUUAUAACAGUGUUGCUCAGGUAAUCAGUAUUUUUCUCCAAGUAUGUGCAUAUUGCACUCUUAGAUCACAGAAAUAUCUGAAUGCUUUAUUUAAUUCUUUUUAUGUAUGCAAAAUCUCCAAAUCUUUUGUAUAAUGUAUUUUAUACAAAUGCUAAAUGUAACUGUAGAACAUUAUGUUAGCAUGUACAUCUGUAAAAGUGGUUUUUAAAACUUUCUGCCCCUUAUUUUUCAGAUUUUAAAAGAUCUACACAAUGUA